AUGGGUUUAGGAGGUGUGCUUAUACAGAAUGAUAAAGUAGUUGCUUAUGCGUUGAGACAAUUGAGGGAUCAUGAGAAGAACUAUCCUACGCAUGAUUUAAAGUUUGCUGCAGUUGUUUUUGUACAGAAGAUUUGGAGGCUUUAUCUUUAUGGUUCUAUAUUCGAAGUAAAUCUAAUAUGUUUGCGAAGUGACACCGAUGAUGUUAUGUUGGGAAUGCUGAAAACUAAUAAUGAUUUUCUGGACAGUAUCAGAGAGGCUCAGAAUUUAGAUGUGAAAUUGGUAUAUUCGAUGGUUGGGAUCGAUCAGGCUGAGAAUAAUGAUUUCAAGUUAGAUGCACAAGGAGCCACUAAAAUGUAUCAAUACUUGAAGAAUUUGUUUCGAUGGCCUCGGAUGAAGCGUGAUGUAGCGCAGUUUGUGUAUGCAUGUUUAACUUGUCAGAAGUUGAAAGUUAAACAUCAGAAGCCUGGAGGGCUGAUGCAACUGUUAGAAGUUCCAGAAUGGAAGUGGGAUAGCAUUUCAAUGGACUUUGUGACAGGAUUACCUAAUACUUCAAGAGGACAUGAUUUUAUUGGGUGA
This is a messenger RNA of Vicia villosa (hairy vetch), 576 nucleotides long. RefSeq lists its product as uncharacterized. The record is from RefSeq and is a predicted model, not a curated record. The transcript has 4 exons. NCBI's taxonomy places the organism in Eukaryota, Viridiplantae, Streptophyta, Magnoliopsida, Fabales, Fabaceae. Bases 1 to 576 code for a protein of 191 amino acids.